CAAAAGGUAGACUGCUAAUUUGUUUUGUAAGUACAGUACGAUAGUAGCGACACCACUACUGCAAAAAAAAAAAUGUACAAAUGCAUAGUAAGGGCGGAGUCGGUUUUCAGUUGUUUGCAGACAGUAUCCCCCAAACUACGGACCAGUGUGGUCAGCAAACGCGUAAGAACGCGCAGGUGGUGCCUGGGUUGUGCACACACCUGCGCAGUGUCGAACCCCGAUGUGCAGCCUUUCACACCGGCCGCUCAAAGGCGAGACCAACAGCUUUCAAAUCGUUUCCUGAGCAGUGACUCGAGAAGAAGACGACUGCCUAGUAUAUUUCCUGUUUUAGACGGUACUAUUCACCCAAUCUAUAGACAUGUAUGCGAAGCAAAUUUGCGCAAUAGCGCAGUCUGUCACCAAAGGUAUUGGGAGUGCAUGGAGAAGGUGCGAAAGGGAGGUGGCGAGAGUGCGAUUGUGAGGCACACGCAGAGGAACAAGAAGCUGUUUGUCCGGGAGAGGCUCAGGCUACUGCUGGACGACGAGGAUUACCUGGAGCUGUCUCCCUUCGCUGGCCUGGGAAUGCCCUAUGGGGAUGUGCCCUCAGCCGGAUGUAUAUCGGGCAUAGGUAAAAUCAGUGGGCUGUGGUGUGUGUUUAUUGUCAAUGAUGCCACGGUGAAGGGUGGCACAGCCUACCCCAUUUCUGUGAAGAAGCAACUACGAGCCCAGGAUGUGGCCAUUCAGAACCGCCUGCCCUGUGUGUAUUUAGUAGACAGUGGGGGUGCAUUCCUUCCUCUUCAGGCUGAACUUUUUCCAGACAAAAACCAUGGAGGACGUAUAUUCUACAAUGAAGCAAUCAUGUCAGCCAUGAAGAUCCCUCAGGUGGCAGUGGUGUGUGGCUCCUGCACAGCAGGCGGAGCCUAUAUCCCCACCAUGGCGGAGGAGACUGUAAUGGUGGAAAGAAUUGGGACAAUAUUCUUGGGUGGACCUCCUCUGGUGAAAGCAGCUACUGGAGAGGAAGUGACCCCGGAGGAGCUGGGAGGAGCUAGACUUCAUGCGGAAGUGAGUGGUUGUGUGGAUCACUUUGCUGCUACGGAAAAGGAGGCGUAUGAGUGUGCCAGAAACAUCAUCUCCACCCUCAAUUUUGAGCUCCCCCUAGAGGAGGCUGAGGAGACGGAUGAGCCACUGCACAGUGGAGAAGAGCUGAACAGCUUGGCGCCAUGCAGUUACACCCACAGCCUGGAUGUCAAGCUGAUCCUUAAUCGUCUGACAGAUGGAAGCAGAUUUCAGGAAUUCAAAGCACGAUACGGGACAACGCUUGUAACUGGUUUUGCAAAGAUCGAAGGACAUCCAGUUGGGAUGGUAGCGAGCAAUGGCGAACUGACAUAUGAGGCAGCUCUCAAGGGCAGCCAUUUUGUGCAGCUCUGUGAUCAGCGAGAGAUCCCAAUUAUAUUCUUACAAAAUACCCCUCCGUAUUCAUCACCGACACUGACAGACUCCCAGGCAGAGUCCAACACCAACAGACUGAAGGCUCAGGGCUCCAUGAUGGCGGCUUUGGCCUGUUCGUCGACUCCAAAGAUAACUGUGGUAGUAGGAGGCUGUCACGGAGUGGAAAGUUACGCUAUGUGUGGCAGGUCGUUUGAGCCCAACUUUCUGUUCUUGUGGCCCAAUGCCAGGAUGUCGAUUGUGGGACCUAAGCAUUUGCAAGUACCUGAAGAGGAAGGGGCAAACAUCCACCAACAAUUGGAAGAAGAGAGUUCUGCAUUCUUUUCCUCAGGGAGGGUCUGGGAUGAUGGAGUGAUACUGCCUCAGGAUACCAGGAAGGUUUUGAGCAAAUGUUUGCAGAUCAUUAAACAGCAAACCUAUCAGAUUUCAAGAGGGAGAGAGGUCUCUCCUGUUCUCCGAAUGUGACGCUGCUAUGUAACAGCACUUCAGUGCAGUGCUUUUAAAACAAAAGGCUGAUUUUCUAAGAUGGCUGCAGACUUUGUGUUCUCCAUGAUUAAUGUAAUGUUUAUAUAAUCUAGGUAACCCAUGAAAUUUUAUAUACACAGAUCAGGGAAGGUUUGAUCUGUUUUUUAAUUUGUAAUGAAAAGGCCAUUUCCGGAGAACAACAAAUAAAGCACACAUAAGGUGUAUUUCGUAUGGUGCUCUGAAUUCAAGCAGUAUUACAGGGAGUUGUAUAGUCCCAAGUACAGCUCUGGUCACCCUAUGUGAUUACCAUCAAUGGGUGUCUAGCAUGGACCAUUGCAUAUGCAUUAGAACUUCCUCACAUGGUACACUAGCUAUUUCUGCUUAUUUUAUCCCUGCCUUUCAGUUAUUUCUGAAGUGUCACAUACAACAGGUCAAAUCCAUUCAGGCAAAGUCAAAAAUGACUUCAGAUUUCUUUAAUUUGUUUUGCUAAAUCAGUUUUAAUAAAUGUACAACACUGCUAAACUAAAUAGGAUAAAUGUUGUGAUUAACCCUAUUUUUUUAGAAUGUUUUAUUCAAAGGAGGUGUUAGUGGUAGAGAAUGGAAAUCUGAUAUCUAAUUGUAAUACCACAAGGGGUUGUUGAGAUACUCCCCUGAAAAUUACUUCAGUAAAUAAACUGUAUAUAACAAAUUCAUGACUUCUCUGUUGCGGUUAACAUUGUCCAAGGAGAAAGAAUUCUGGGAUAUUCUGUUCUGAUUAAAUCAGGUCACAUUU
This is a messenger RNA of Lepisosteus oculatus (spotted gar), 2662 nucleotides long. RefSeq names its product biotin-dependent 3-methylcrotonyl-coenzyme A carboxylase beta1 subunit. The record is from RefSeq and is a predicted model, not a curated record. Gene Ontology annotation, molecular function: methylcrotonoyl-CoA carboxylase activity. Gene Ontology annotation, biological process: L-leucine catabolic process. Gene Ontology annotation, cellular component: methylcrotonoyl-CoA carboxylase complex; mitochondrion. Lineage: Eukaryota; Metazoa; Chordata; Actinopteri; Semionotiformes; Lepisosteidae.